Messenger RNA from Clonostachys byssicola, 3981 nucleotides. Lineage: Eukaryota; Fungi; Ascomycota; Sordariomycetes; Hypocreales; Bionectriaceae. The record is from the annotation of a GenBank genome assembly.
AUGCAGCCUCCAACGUCUGGUGUCACAAUUGCCAUCGAUCGAGGUGGCACAUUCACAGACGUCCUCGCUCUGAUCCCCGAAAAGCCAGAUUACUACUUCAAGCUGCUCUCUGUAGAUCCUAGCAACUAUCCAGAUGCCACAAUUGAGGGUAUCCGGAGGGUUCUCGAGCACGUCCGCGGCCAUGAGAUCCCUCGCGGUGAGCCGUUGGACACAACUGGCGUAGCAGUCAUUCGAAUGGGCACGACUGUUGCCACCAACGCAUUAUUAGAGCGCAAGGGCAGCAAGUGCGCUCUCCUGAUCACCAAGGGUUUUGGAGACCUAGGCGUUAUCGGCGACCAGAGCCGCCCAAACCUCUUCGACCUGAACGUGAGGAAGCCAGGCGCUUUAUACGAGAAGGUCGUCGAAAUUGACGAGCGAGUCACGCAAGAGUCAUACGCCGAAGAUCCGUUGGAGCGCAGCUUCACCGAGCGGAUUGACGGCGUUGAAGUCAAGACUGGAGUCACAGGCGAGGUCUUCCGCGUUCUGAAACCACUAGAGGAGGUCGCUGUUUCCAGCCAGCUCAAGGCGCUGUACGACGACGGGUUCCGCAGCAUUGCUGUCUGUUUAAUACACGGAUACAAUUAUCAAGAGCACGAGGCCCGUAUCGGCAAGCUUGCUUCCGCAGUUGGAUUCACCAGCAUCUCAUUAUCUCAUAGCCUUAUGCCAGUAAUUAAGUUGGUCAAUCGCGCACAUUCCACCACAGCCGAUGCCUACCUUACUCCUGUCACCAAGGAGUACAUCGAUGGCUUCCUUCAGGGCUUCAAACUAGGAUCUGAAAAUCACACCAGAAUUGAGUUCAUGCAGUCAGAUGGUGGUUUGGUCAGUUUCGACAAGUUCAGCGGCCUUCGUGCUAUCCUUUCUGGCCCAGCUGGCGGUGUUGUAGGAUAUGCUCGAACUUGCUAUGAAACCACUGACCCCAAGCCUGUGAUUGGCUUUGAUAUGGGUGGCACCUCAACCGAUGUUUCGCGAUAUGGAGGCUCGUAUGAGCACAUUACGAACUCUGUCACUGCUGGUGUUCAUAUCAACUGUCCCCAGCUUGACAUUAACACGGUAGCUGCUGGAGGAGGUUCUAUUCUCUUCUUCCGCAAUGGAUUGUUCGUUGUUGGACCCGAGUCGGCUGGCGCUCACCCGGGUCCAGCUUGCUACCUGAAGGGAGGCCCUCUGACAGUUACCGACGCCAAUCUUGUCCUCGGUCGCAUUCUUCCCGAAACCUUCCCCAAAAUCUUCGGGCCUAACGAAGACCAGCCCCUGGGCGCCGAUGUUACCCGCCAGAAGUUUGCUGAGUUGACUGCGACCAUCAACGAAGAGAUUCGCGGCCAGCGGCCAGAGAUGACCAUUGAAGAGGUCGCCUUGGGUUUCUUGCAAGUUGCGAACAUCAACAUGUCGAAGCCAAUCAGGGCUCUCACAGACACCCGUGGCUUUGAUACAACUGCCCACAAUUUAGCAAGCUUUGGUGGUGCAGGAGGUCAACAUGCUUGCGAUAUUGCCCAAGCUCUGGGAAUCUCUCGCGUCGUCAUUCACAAAUACUCCUCCAUCUUAUCUGCAUACGGUAUCGCCCUUGCAGAUAUUGUGGAAGAGAGGCAAGAGCCAUCCUCAAAAGUAUACGACUCGGAAACCGAGUCUCACUUUUCAGCUCGUCUGCAAACACUGGCAACGGAGGCAGAGAAGGCCCUUGAGGGGCAGGGAAUCUCGAAAGACUCGAUCCGCAUGGAGAGUUUCCUGAAUAUGCGAUACCACGGCUCCGACAGCCAGUUGAUGAUCCCAGUUUCUACGAGCGGCUCAAGCGUGUUGGACGACUUCACAAAGACUCACUUAAGAGAGUUUAGCUUCGUGGAUAAAUCAAGGAAGAUCGUUGUUGACGAUAUCCGAGUACGAGCUAGCGGGUCUAGCCAUCGCCUGGAAGAGAGAUCAUUCCAGGAGGAUCUCGAGAGUAUCAAGAAAACAGCGUAUGACCUCGACAAAGAGACCAAGAAGAGCAAAGUUUACUUCGAAGGAGGUUGGCAAUCAACUCCCGUUCUUACUCUGGACAGUCUUAAGCCUGGCACCGUGGUCAAUGGUCCGGCCAUCGUUCUGGACAAGACUCAAACUAUUGUUGUUACUCCUUCCUCCAAGGCCACUGUCCUGGAGCGUCACGUAGUUGUUGACCUGGGCCUUGAAAGAAAGAAGUCUGUGAACGCUGAGGAGGUCGACCCAAUCCAGUUGGCAAUCUUUGGCAACCGUUUCAUGUCCAUAGCCGAGGACAUGGGAAGAACUUUACAAAAAAUCUCUAUCAGCACCAACGUGAAGGAGCGUUUGGACUUCUCGUGCGCAAUCUUCGACGGCGAGGGAUCCUUGACAGCAAAUGCACCUCACGUACCUGUGCAUCUGGGGUCUAUGUCCCGCGCUGUCAAGAUUGCUAUGAAGCACUGGGAAGGGAAUCUGAGCCCUGGUGACGUGAUUGCUACCAAUCAUCCUGCAGCUGGUGGAACGCAUCUUCCCGAUAUCACACUUAUUUCUCCAGUCUUCGACAGAUCUGGCCAGCAUAUUGACUUCUUUGUUGCUGCACGCGCCCACCAUGCGGAAAUCGGUGGUAUUGCCCCUGGCUCUAUGCCCUCAGACUCUGUCGAGCUCUACCAAGAGGGUGUUGCCUUCGAGCAGUGGAAGAUCAUCUCGAAAGGAAAGUUUGACGACGAGGGUGUUCAGCAUCACUUUGUUGACGUCCCCGGCUCGUACCCUGGCUGCAGCCCUUCACGCCGCGUUCACGACAAUAUUGCAGAUCUCAAAGCCCAGAUCGCCGCCAACCAGAAGGGUAUCAACCUAAUUCACAGCCUUUUUGAGGAAUACGAGCGUGAAACGGUGCUAUUUUACAUGCGCGCCGUGAAGCAGACGGCUGGAGUUGCAGUUCGUGACCUCCUCAAGGCCACGGCGAAACGGUUCGAGGGAGAGAUGCCAUUAACGGCCGUUGACUAUCAGGACGACGGGACGCCAAUCAAGCUGGCGAUUUCCAUCGACGCUGAAAAGGGCGAGGCGGUCUUCGACUUUGCCGGCACUGGGCUGGAGACUUUCAAUUGUUUCAACGCACCCCUCGCUAUCACUCACUCCGCUAUUCUUUACGUCCUCCGCUGUCUCGUGGGCAUGGAUAUUCCCCUCAACGAAGGUUGUAUGGAGCCUGUCACCGUCAACAUCCCCGAGGGUACCAUCCUCAACCCCUCUCACAACGCUGCUGUGUGUGCCGGCAACCCCCUCACAUCCCAACGCAUCACCGAUGUCAUUCUCAAGGCAUUCCGUGCCUGUGCUGCUAGUCAUGGCUGCAUGAACAUUCUGUCUUUCGGAGUAGGAGGCUGGGACAAGGAGACGAAGCAGUUUGUGCCCGGUUAUGGUUACGGAGAGACUAUCGCCGGUGGAUGUGGCGCCGGUCCUGGCUGGCACGGAUACAGCGGCAGUCAUGUACAUAUGACAAACACCAAGAUCACGGACCCUGAGAUCAUGGAGAAACGAUACCCCGUCGUUUUGAAUCAGUUCUGCCUGCGCCCGGAUUCAGGAGGCAAGGGUCAAUGGAAAGGAGGUAACGGAGUCAUUCGCGAGGUUAUCUUCACGGAGCCUUGCCACGCUUCCGUUCUCUCGCAACGUCGUGUGUAUAGCCCUUAUGGUAUGGCUGGUGGUGAAGACGGCGCUCGAGGUAUCAAUUAUCUCGGCCGAAAGAUGAAGGAUGGAAGCGUGAGGUGGAUCAACAUUGGAGGAGGCAAAGAGAUUGAUCUUCACGCUGGUGAUCGCAUCAUGCUUUGCACCCCCGGUGGUGGCGGGUAUGGAAAGCCUCUUAAGAUCAACGGCGUUGGACUCAAUGGGCAUGUGAACGGGCAUGUGAACGGGAAAGUGAAUGGGCAUGCGAAUGGACAUCCAAAUGGGUAUGUUAAUGGAGAAUCCAAGUUCCAAGCUCCUAUCCCGAGAGCCAAUGGAAGCUUG